AGGCCUCACUUUGGCCCCGCCCGCGCCGCCGCCGAGGAAGAGAGAUUUUUCACAGGCGCAAGAUGGCGGCUCCCAGGGCGGCGUGAAGGCGCCUGGAGCCCGCAGCCUGCCCAUCGGUGCCGUACAGCGGGGGCGGAUCGAGCGGCCCGCCGUGCUUGGAAAUCGGAGGAAGGGAGCCCUGGCUUAGGUCUCCAGGGAGGGAAGCAGGCAGGAUCAGAGAAGAAGACGCGCCGGGUGGGGGGACGAGGGGGAGGCGGCUUCUCGCUCCCUGCGGCCGCCAUUUUCCGUCCGGGCACACAAGAUGGCGGCUCCCAGGGCCGGGCUCUGAGCGGGGGCCGGAGGGGGGCGGCAGAGGGGCCCGGCUGCGCGGGGGGAGGAGUAACUGCCCCACGCGGGGUAGUUCCCUCGCAAGGGGAAUCAGUGCCGUUUUUCAAAAAGGGGGAGGCAAUUAAGGGGUGAUCUUGUGUGAACCCCCCUCAUAUUACAAGAGGAGGGCAUUUCCUCUCUAGAGAGGGUGUCUGUACAGGGGUGGGCGGGGGGGGGAUAGCGGUCUAAACUGCUCGCCCUCAGGGAACAGAAGGCUGGUGGCAUCUCAGCUGCAGGGCAACCCUCGGCUGUAAUUGCCCCACGUGAAAAGAGGCGGGUACUUGCUCCACCAAAAGGUGAUUUUGGGGGGCGGGUAGAUAUUUUUCAAAACCCCAUUUUCAUACCUGCUCCAAAUUAGUAUGUCUACUCCAGAGAGGGAGUAAGUCUGGCCUAGUUCCCACCGCGAGGGGUGCCCCAGUAAUCGAAAGAGGAGCUGUAGGGUGUCGUUCCCCAAAGAGGAUUAUUUUGCCCAAUUGCCAAGGAAAAAGUGAAGGUGGUGUUGUUCCCCUUACCUGGAAAAGGGCAGUGUGUGUUGCCUGGGAGGGUGCUGGUCUCUUUUACAGGGGCACCCCUAGAUUAAAAGAAAUCUAGGUAAGGUUGCCCUUUUGCCCUACGCGUUUAGAGGGCUGUCUGCUUGAAGGGAUACUAGUUUAAGAGUGGGGAGGUGCUUUCUAUGGCUGCGGCCUCUCCUAUUGCCCCAAGUGGGGGCUCUCCAACAGGUGGUGGGACCACCCCAGGUUUGCUGCAGCCCCGCUGGAAGCGGGUAGUUGGGUGGUCAGGCCCUGUGCCUCGGCCCCGACAUGGACACAGAGCUGUGGCCAUCAAAGAGCUGAUUGUAGUCUUCGGAGGGGGCAACGAGGGCAUCGUGGAUGAGUUGCACGUCUAUAACACAGCUACAAACCAAUGGUUCAUCCCAGCAGUGCGGGGAGACAUCCCACCUGGUUGUGCUGCCUAUGGCUUUGUUUGUGAUGGGACUCGCCUCCUUGUGUUUGGAGGGAUGGUGGAAUAUGGCAAGUACAGCAACGACCUCUACGAACUGCAGGCCAGCCGCUGGGAGUGGAAGAGACUGAAGGCCAAGACUCCCAAGAAUGGGCCCCCGCCCUGCCCACGCCUUGGUCAUAGCUUCUCACUGGUGGGCAAUAAAUGCUACCUAUUUGGGGGACUGGCCAAUGACAGUGAAGACCCAAAGAACAACAUUCCCAGAUACCUUAAUGACCUCUACAUCUUGGAGCUGCGUCCAGGUUCUGGUGUGGUGGCAUGGGACAUCCCCAUCACCUAUGGUGUGCUGCCUCCACCGCGGGAGUCCCACACUGCUGUGGUGUACACAGAAAAAGACAACAAGAAAUCCAAGCUGGUCAUAUAUGGUGGCAUGAGUGGUUGUCGUCUUGGUGACCUCUGGACACUUGACAUUGAUUCUCUGACCUGGAACAAGCCCACCCUGAGUGGUGUGGCUCCCCUCCCACGCAGCCUACAUUCAGCAACCACCAUUGGGAACAAGAUGUAUGUGUUUGGGGGCUGGGUACCCCUUGUCAUGGAUGAUGUCAAAGUGGCCACACAUGAAAAGGAGUGGAAAUGCACAAAUACACUGGCCUGCCUCAACCUUGAUUCCAUGGCUUGGGAGCCCAUUCUGAUGGACACGUUGGAAGAUAAUAUUCCACGGGCACGAGCUGGGCACUGUGCUGUGGCCAUCAAUACUCGUUUGUAUAUCUGGAGUGGCCGCGAUGGGUAUCGCAAGGCCUGGAAUAACCAGGUCUGCUGCAAGGAUCUCUGGUAUCUCGAGACAGAGAAACCUCCAUCGCCUUCACGGGUGCAGCUGGUCCGUGCCAACACCAACUCCCUGGAAGUGAGCUGGGGUUCUGUCCCAACUGCUGACACUUACUUGCUGCAGCUGCAGAAGUAUGACAUCCCAGCUGCCACCUCGCCAGCUACCAACCCUGUGCCCUCAGUGCCUGUCAACCCCCCCAAGAGCCCCGCUCCGGCUGCAGCUGCCCCUGCCCCUCCUGUGCAGCCAUUGACCCAAAUGGGCAUCACACUGCUGCCCCAGGCAACAGCUGUUGCUGCUGCCGCCACUGCUGCCGCUGCCGCCGCCGCUCCUGCCCCACCUACCACAACCACCAUCCAGGUGCUGCCUACUGUGCCUAGCAGUCCAAUGCCGGUGCCUGCUGCUGCCGCCACUCCUCGCCCACAAGCUGUCCCAGCUGUGCUGAAGGUCACAGGCCCACAAGCUACCACAGGAGCUCCGUUGGUGACAGUGCGUUCGGCAGGGCAGGCUGGGAAGGGCCCAGUGACAGUGACUUCACUGCCAGCUGGGGUGCGCAUGGUAGUGCCCACCCAGACCACUCAAGGGACGGUGAUUGGCAGCAGCCCCCAGAUGAGUGGAAUGGCUGCUCUGGCGGCAGCUGCUGCCGCCACUCAGAAAAUCCCACCAUCUUCUACCCCUACUAUGUUGAGUGUUCCUGCUGGCACCACCAUAGUGAAGACUGUUGCUGUUUCACCGGGGACCACCACGCUGCCCACCACAGUUAAAGUAGCCUCUUCUCCUGUCAUGGUGAGCAACCCAGCAACUCGCAUGCUCAAGACAGCAGCUGCCCAGGUGGGCACCUCCGUCUCUUCUUCCACCACCAAUACGCCUACCCGGCCCAUCAUCACCGUGCACAAGUCGGGCACUGUCACCGUAGCACAGCAGGCCCAGGUGAUGACCACCGUGGUGGGUGGGGUGACAAAGACCAUCACACUGGUGAAAAGUCCCAUCUCGGUUCCAGGAGGCAGUGCAUUGAUUUCCAACUUGGGUAAGGUGAUGUCAGUUGUUCAGACGAAACCAGUUCAGACGUCGGCGGUGACAGGCCAGGCAUCUACAGGCCCAGUGACCCAGAUAAUCCAGACCAAAGGGCCUCUGCCGGCAGGAACCAUCCUGAAGCUGGUGACCUCAGCAGAUGGCAAGCCCACCACAAUCAUCACCACCUCCCAGGCAGGUGGUACAGGCACCAAACCCACCAUCCUGGGCAUCAGCAGUGUGUCUCCAAACACAACAAAGCCUGGAACCACCACCAUCAUCAAAACUAUUCCCAUGUCAGCUAUCAUUACCCAGUCGGGUGCCACAGGUGUUACCAGUAGCCCUGGAAUAAAGUCUCCCAUUACUAUCAUCACUACAAAAGUGAUGACCUCUGGCACUGGCACACCGGCCAAGAUCAUCACAGCAAUGCCUAAGCUGGCCACAGGACAUGGGCAGCAGGGUGUGACACAGGUCAGACAGGUGGUGCUUAAAGGAGCACCAGGUCAGCCUGGUACCAUCCUGCGCACUGUCCCUAUGGGUGGAGUGCGGCUUGUCACCCCUGUCACUGUGUCUGCUGUCAAACCCACGGUCACCACUCUGGUGGUGAAAGGAACCACAGGUGUCACCACCUUAGGUACUGUAACAGGCACAGUCUCAACUAGCCUAGCUGGGACUGGGGGGCACAAUACCAAUGCCUCCCUAGCAACACCUAUUACCACCUUGGGCACAAUUGCCACCCUUUCCAGCCAGGUCAUCAAUCCAGCUGCCAUCACAGUCUCCGCAGCACAAACCACCUUGACAGCAGCAGGAGGGUUGAGUACCCCCACCAUCACGAUGCAGCCUGUCUCCCAGCCCACCCAAGUCACCCUGAUUACAACACCUAGUGGAGUAGAAGCCCAGCCAGUGCAUGACUUGCCUGUCUCCAUCUUGGCCUCACCCACCACAGAGCAGCCUACAGCCACUGUCACGAUUGCUGAAUCUGGGCAGGGUGACGCACAGCCAGGCACGGUUACUCUAGUGUGCUCCAACCCGCCAUGUGAGAUACACGACACUGGCACAACCAACACGGCCACAACCACUGUAGUGGGCACUUUGGGUGGGCCAACCCAGGUGCAGUUUGUAUGUGAUGGACAAGAGACCGGUGGGCUCCAGGCCGGUGGUAGAGUGGUGAGGGUCUGCUCCAACCCACCUUGUGAGACCCAUGAAACGGGUACCACCAACACAGCCACUACCGUGCUGAGUGCUGGGCAGAAGGUGUGCUCCAACCCGCCUUGUGAGACUCACGAGACAGGCACCACCAAUACGGCCACCACCUCCAGAACAGAGAAGGCACCUGCAGAGCCACCAUGCCAAACUUUCCAGACUAGUGCCACUAGCACAACUAUGACAGUGAAGCCCAUUGUGGGCACAGGUCAGCUAGUGUGCUCCAACCCACCCUCUGAAACACAUGAAACAGGAACCACCAAUACAGCCACCACCGCCACUUCCAACAUGGGCCGGGGACAGCCUGAUGGUGGACAGGAAGAACCAGCUAAUCCUCCGUGCCAAACAAAGCAGGUCAAUACCACCAACACCACCAUGUCAGCAAAAGCAGAUGUGCCGACGGAGCAGCCAUGCACGGUCCAGAUGGUAAGCUUUGUACCACAGAAGCCAGCUGCAAGUUCAGGCACAACCACAGUACAGGCCAGUGAAAGACCAGUAGCACCGAAAACCCUCCAAUGCGAAUCCCAUCAUACCCACACCACCAACACUGCCACCACAGCUCGGUCUCUCAUGGGUCGAGGGCAGCCUGAUGGAGAGUGGGUAGGCUCUGCCAAUCCUCCGUGCCAAACGCAGCAGACCAGCUCCACCAGCACCACCAUGUCUGCCAAAGCUAAUGUGCCUACGAAGCAGCCAUGCACAAUACAGAUGGUAUCACCAGACUUGGUCACAGGGUCGGCACACUUGAGUGCACCUUGCAAAACUCACGAAAUGGAUGCCAAGGAUGCAGGCUCUCAGGUCUGCUCCAGUCCACCUUGUGAGACGCAUGAGCCUGGCACCACCAACACAGCUACAUCAAAUAUGGGUGCCACUCCACGCAUUUGCUCCAGUUCACCUUGCGAGACUCAUGAGACUGGAACUACCAACACAGCCACCACUACCACGUCAAAUGUAGGUGCUGGGCAACAAGUGUGCUCCAAUCCACCUUGUGAGACCCAUGAGACUGGCACCACCAAUACAGCCACCACUACCACGUCAAAUGUAGGCGCUGGGCAACAGGUGUGCUCCAAUCCACCUUGUGAGACACACGAAACGGGCACCACAAAUACAGCAACCACGACGACAUCAAAUAUGGGUGCUGGGCAGGGUGAAGGUGCCCAGCAAACUCCUGUAACUCCACCAUGUGAAACGCAGCAGACAAGCUCUACUAGCACCACCAUGUCACCCAGCGUUGGAGGUGAUGGCACCCAGCCCUCCAGCUCAGCCUUGGCCCAGGGAGGAGGCUCUGAAUCAGGAAAAGCUCCUGAGGGAGAGGCUCCUGGGACUGUCCAGUCACCUCCUCGGAGCCCAGCAUCUAGAGUGUGCUCAAAUCCUCCCUGUGAAACCCAUGAAACAGGAACGACCCAUACAGCCACCACUGUCACUUCCUCCAUGGGGUCCAAUCAAGAUCAGCCACCUGCUACCAAUGGCCAACAGGGGGAGCCUGAGACAACUGUGAGCGAGAGCACAGCUGCCCCCAGCCCCAGUGCUGUUACAACCACCGUCCCCUCCACACAGACCAGAGCUGUCACCACUGUUACGCAAUCCACGCCCGCGCCAGGGCCCUCUGUGCCGAACAUCUCCUCGCUGGCUGAGACCCCUGUGGAGGAGGCAGCUCCUCCUGCUGAGGCUCCGGCUGCCACCAGCACAGAUUCCCUCCCAGGAGCCUCCGAGCCACUGCGGCCUGCUGUAGAGGUGCAGGCUGCCCCAUCCGAGCCUCAAGAGCCAGCCCAGGCAGCGCCAGUAGGCACUCCAUCCACAGAAGCCCCACCAGCCGAAGCUGCUGCUCCUCAGCCGGAACUGCCAGCCCCUGUGGAGGAGGCACUGCCCGCACCAGCAGCCGCUGCCCAGGAGCCUGUGGCGAUGGUGGUGCUCCCGCAGGCCACUCCUGCAGCCCCUCCACCCUCCGAAGUGGAGCAGCUGGCACUGCCUCAAGAGCUGAUGGCCGAGAGCCAAGCAGGCACCACCACACUCAUGGUGACGGGGUUGACACCGGAGGAACUGGCAGUGACGGCUGCUGCAGAGGCUGCCGCCCAAGCUGCUGCCACCGAAGAGGCACAAGCCCUGGCCAUUCAGGCAGUCUUGCAAGCCGCCCAGCAGGCUGUAAUGGGCUCUGGAGAGGCCAUGGACACAUCUGAGGCAGCAGCACAAGCAGAACUGGGUCACUUGGGCUCGGAAGGCCCUGAGAGCCAGCCCACUGCCAUCCCGAUUGUGCUCACACAGCAAGAACUGGCUGCUCUUGUGCAGCAGCAGCAGCAGCUCCAGGAAGCUCAGGCGGCGGCAGCCGCUGCCGCCGCUGCCGCAGCUGCUGCCCAGCAGCAUCCGCCUCAGCACCCUCUCCCUUCCCACUUGCCCACGGAAGCCCUGGCCCCUGCUGAUAGCCUCAAUGAUCCAGCCAGCGAGAGCAAUGGUCUCAAUGAGUUGGCCAGCGCAGUCACCAGCACAGUUGGGCUACUUCCCCCCACACCUACAGAGAGUCUUGCUCCAUCUAACACAUUUGUGGCCCCACAACCUGUCGUGGUGGCGGCUAGCCCAGCAAAAUUACAGGCAGCAGCUACUCUGGCAGAGGUGGCUAAUGGAAUUGAACCAGCUCCUGUGAAGCCAGAGCCUCCCGCACAGCCUCCAAAAGUGGUUGUGAAGAAGGAAAAUCAGUGGUUUGAUGUGGGUGUUGUCAAGACAACCAACAUGAUGGUGACACACUACUUCCUGCCUCCUGAUGAUGCGCCUGCUACAGAGGAUGAUUCAGGCACUGUUCCUGAUUAUUCUCAACUCAAGAAGCAGGAGCUACAGCCUGGCACAGCGUAUAAGUUCCGAGUGGCGGGAAUCAAUGCCUGUGGCCGGGGCCCUUUCAGCGAAAUCUCGGCAUUCAAGACCUGUCUGCCUGGCUUUCCUGGAGCUCCUUGUGCCAUUAAAAUCAGCAAGAGUCCAGAUGGGGCCCACCUGACUUGGGAGCCACCUUCAGUCACCUCUGGGAAGAUCACGGAGUAUUCUGUGUACCUGGCCAUCCAGAGCGCCCAGGCAGGCGAGCCCAAGAGUGCCGCCCCUGCUCAACUAGCCUUCAUGCGGGUUUACUGUGGGCCCAGCCCCUCGUGCCUGGUGCAGUCAGCGAGUCUCUCCAAUGCCCACAUAGACUACACCACGAAGCCUGCCAUCAUCUUCCGCAUUGCUGCCCGCAAUGAGAAGGGCUAUGGCCCUGCCACACAAGUCCGGUGGCUGCAAGAGUCCAGUAAGGAUGGUUCCAUGAUAAAACCAGCCAACAAGAGGCCGCUUUCAUCUCCUGAUCUGAAAACUGCUCCAAAGAAGCCCAAAGCAGAUGGGCAGUGAAAGGUGUCCCCAGCUGUCCCCUCUUCCUGCCUGCUCCACAGCCUCCGCCUGAACCCCAGCCAGCCAGCCGCCCCUGUGUGUGGAGGGAGAUGGCCCUGCUGAAAGCACAUUUCGCACACCGUGGGGCUGGACUUUGGGGGAUGGGGGAGAAGACGCAGCAGCUCAUGUGAGGGAGCCCCAGCAGGGGCCAUCACUGUGCUGUGCCCCAGUCUAGGAAGGGGGAAGAAGGAAUGGAGUUCCACCCCCGCCCCCUGCUACUGCCCACUAACAUGGACACUUAUGUUUGGGGUGGGUACAGAGGGGGUGUUUGUUAUCGGGGGGUGGGGUGGGGGGGCUGUUGGGGUUUUUUUUUACAAGUUGCAGUUACAGGAAUGAAGUUCUUUUUGUAUUUUCCCCAGCAUCCUGUGUUGGGGGUGGGAGAAUUACUCUCCUUGCCUCCGGUUCUUGCCUCUGUACAGACCCUCUUCCUCAGUUUAGUUUUUAGUGUCCGAGUUGCUAAUAGAGAGGAGUCUGUGCUGUUGUGGGGAGGGGGAUGUGAUGUGGUUGGACCACACAUGCAGCUACUUUGAACAUUUGGGGCGGGGCAGGGGAGGAGGGAAAAUGCGGCUCAUUCUACAGCAGCUGUUCUAAUGCUCAGCCCAGGGCGCUUGUGGCUUCAACCUACCCCCCUCUUUCCCUGUACAUGCAGGAGUCCCUCCUUGGCAGCACAAGCUGAUUUUCCCCUAUGCUGUUCUCCCUCCAGACCACAAGGUGGCAUGCUCUUGGCAGAUGCCUUGCCGUUCCUCUCCAUGGUUUUGUACAAAACAUUUUUUAGGAAAAAAAAAAUUAAAAAAAAAAGUUUGGGGAGAUGUAGGCUGGUCUACUAGGACAGGCCUAUUGGGUAAGAGCAAGGCUGCAGGGGGACAUUUGACUGUGUAAAUGCAACUCAACCCCCCCCUCCCCAAUCUGGGUCAGGAAUCUAGAUUCCUCCCUCUAGGUGAAGAUGUACAUCCCUCUGCCCCAUCCCAUUCUGACUGCCUCUCCAGACAUUCCACAGAGAAGAGGGGAGAGAGCAGCCAGGACAUAUUCUUUGGAGAUGGUAGGAGAUGAAUUAUACAUUGCAAAGCAAGCACCCCUAGGUGCAUAACAAUGGUUGUGCCCUGCCUAUUGUCAAGAAGACUGGCAGGCAAAGCAGCCCCCUUAAAGAAGAAGAAAAACCAGGAGCAGACCUCUUCUUCCUCCCCACCCCCACUUGCUCUGUGCCCUGGUCUUUUGUAUUAUAGUGUAUUUCGCUGUGUCCCCCCUUCCUGUUCAGACCCUAAGAUUCCUCCUGCCCUUGCUACCUCUUAGCCAAUUUAUUUUUCAUUGAGACAGGAAUAGCCCUCAUAGGAGUUUCCCAUGGCUAUCCACCCCUCCCCUCAUCCCCUAGUGCUGCGUAUCUGUCGUUUUUGUGCUAUUUUGAACAAUUAAAGACCUUUUUUUUUUUUUUUUUGAAACCAGA
This is a messenger RNA of Hemicordylus capensis (graceful crag lizard), 9182 nucleotides long. It is a transcript of the gene HCFC1, whose product is annotated as host cell factor C1. Gene Ontology annotation, biological process: regulation of DNA-templated transcription; chromatin remodeling. Bases 1040 to 7702 code for a protein of 2220 amino acids. Gene Ontology annotation, cellular component: histone methyltransferase complex. Gene Ontology annotation, molecular function: protein binding; transcription coactivator activity. The record is from RefSeq and is a predicted model, not a curated record. NCBI's taxonomy places the organism in Eukaryota, Metazoa, Chordata, Lepidosauria, Squamata, Cordylidae. The transcript has 26 exons.